Budorcas taxicolor (takin) is the source of this 522-nucleotide messenger RNA. RefSeq names its product B-lymphocyte antigen CD20-like. The record is from RefSeq and is a predicted model, not a curated record. Gene Ontology annotation, cellular component: plasma membrane. Lineage: Eukaryota; Metazoa; Chordata; Mammalia; Artiodactyla; Bovidae. The transcript has 6 exons. The coding region runs from base 1 to 522 and encodes 173 amino acids. Gene Ontology annotation, biological process: cell surface receptor signaling pathway.
AUGGCAAGAAGAUAUCCUUUAAGAAUGGAGGCCAGAGCAUUAGGGGCUGUGCAAAUAAUUCUUACCAUGUUUCACUAUGCACUGGGUUUUCUCUGUGCUUCCUUGUUUCUUGGCGAAGAGGAUAUAAAAAGUACUGGCCAUAUCCCUGUAUUACUUACACUAGGGUACAUAGUAUGGUCAUCACCAUUUUUCCUCCUGUCGGGGUCCAUGGCUGUCAGUGCGCAGAAGAAGCCCACGCGAUAUAAGCUGACAUCCACCAUUGUCAUGAGCAUCUUUAGCGCCUGCUUUUCUGCAUGUGGUUCAAUUAUAUUAUGUAUCGCGUGUUUCUCCUAUGCUGCAAAAAUGCAAGACUAUGUUUGGUCACAGUUAGCUGGCGGUAUGCUUUUACAGUAUUUACUCUUCAGCAGUGUCACAGAGCUGAUCGUCGUAAGCAUCAUCCUGUCCUGGAUUGUGCGAGCAUUGCGUCAUCCAGAACCCAAAACAGAAAGUUACACACUGUCUGAAUCCUCUGUGCCUUCAUAA